AUGGCGUCUGGUCAUGGAGGGGCCGUUAUGAGAAAUCUCUGUUAUAAAGCGCCAAGACAUCCCAGAACAGAGCUACCUGCCACGACGAAUGAAAGAACAAGAACUAGUUUAGAAGCUGAACAACCAGCAAACUAUGGUUUGGAAGUAAAUGGUGCUAACAGGCCUCCAUCUUCGCGUAGUCACAAAAGACACCACAAAGGUCAUAAGCCCAAACUGUCAGUUAGGGAGUCGUUGUCGGAGUCUCUGCGGGAGUUAGACGAUGUUGACGAAGAACACUUUUACCAGCAUUUGUUGGCUUUGAAAAAUGAACACAAGAAAACUCUAAAAGCUGUUGAAAAACUUUAUUAUACCGAAAAAGACAGACACCUUGCUGGAUUUGAAUUGGAUUCAAGGACUAAAAUAGGUCUCGGCGACUUUGACGAAAGAAGAAUCCCACAGCAUUUUCCUUUACAUGAUUAUAAUCCCUUUGAAGAGAGGGAUAAAGAUAAGCGAGAAGAAAACAUCGAAAUCCCAGUCAUGCCAAAAGAUCUAGUCAAGGACAUGUCAGUAAAAGAUCAAAGAAAAAUAGAGGACAAGGAAAAUGAAGGUAAAAAUUAUUAUUAUUAGGGCCAUUUAUACAUGUCUUACAUCAUGAUCAGUGGACAUGAGGAGUUUGCAUCUUAUCUUAUUUAGGGGGCGUCUCAUUUUUCCUUUUAUAAAUUGCCCCAGUAUUUCUUCUUCGCACUCUAUCUAAACAUUACAAGACCUUGCAACUUGCUUAUAUCUGAAGAUGUUCAAAAGUUCAUAAAAGGGUGUCCACCAUCAAAAUUGGAAAAAAGACAGAAACAGUCAACCAUCAAAGCUGCCACACCAUUGACACUCUCAGAAACGAAAUCGAAAUCAUUGCAUCACUCAUCUUGCUUGUCUUUGCCUUUUUCACCUGUUAUGGGCUUAGCUUCAUAAUGACUCUUACGCUGAUUUGCUUGUUGGGUGGGAAACUAGCCUGUACAGUGGUGUUAUUGGGGAUCUGAGGUGGGGCUUGGGAGUCAAGCCCCACGCUCAUGCCUUAAAAACUGCCUGAGCAACCCUAAUAAUGAUUGUAGGGGCUUUAUUCGACAAUAAAAUUGUUGAGACAUUGUCCUCACAUGGGGUAACUUCGGAGAACAACACAAAACACACCCUUUCCUUCUCCCCUCCAGUUAAAGUUGUGGUGUUUGCCGUUUUCUUUGGGUAGCUUGAACAGCAGCACAAUGUUGUACUGAGGGGUUGGGGUGGGAAAGCCUUAUAUUCUGUUUUUGAAAUUGGCAAAAUUUUAAAGUGGCCCUUUAGGGCAAAGUGUCUAGACUGAUUAAAUUGUUGCCGAUUGCAGGAAAAACAACAAAUUUUGGUCAGUAAAUUCAAUAAACCAUCGCCGCAAGUAUCGCAAAAGUAGAUGAGCUCGUUGCCAAAAUUAAUCAGGCCUAUAGAAUACUGGACGGACCCACACUGGAUGCAGAUUUUUCCAUAGAUUUUCAAUUCCCCUCUCAUAAUUAUGAUCUCUUUGCUCUUUUCCCCUUAUGUCUUAACAUCUCUCAUGCAGUUUUCACUGUGGCUUCACAGGGUAAUACGAUCAGGAAAUUUUGUUUUCCUCCUUCCCGAGAAAGACAGCAAUAUAAGGAGGGCGUGGUAUAGGUGCGAAUACUAACUUUUUACUUCAUGUACCCUUCUGCAGGUGACUCUUCUCUAGAGGAGCUGCUAACUCCGCGGAGAAGAUCCUACAGUGAUCCUGAAGCCUGGGACGAUGAAACGAUAAAUUCAACGAGUAAACAAUCAGACGAUGGGACAGGUUUAUACCAGGAAAUGUAUCCGCGGAGGUCGUCCGCAUUGGAUGUUGUUGAAGACAUGUGGGAAGGAUUCUCCGUUUAUGAUUAUCCGCCAGAAUCGAGCCCUCCGCGCGAAAGAAUGCAAAAGAAAAAAGAAUGGACUCCGCAGAUAACAAUUCCUAAACCAUUUGGUAUGACGGUGAGAGAAGCUAAGAAGAAAGCAAAAAUCACAAGAUCGCAGGCGAUUCUUCAGGAGGAUUUGAAAAAGAAACAAGAAAAAGAGGAAGCAGAGCUGCAUAAAAAAUUCCGCGCUCAGCCUGUUCCUGCUACGACUUUUUUGCCUCUUUACGAUGAAAUAACUCGUCAAAAUGAAUUGAGGAGAUACCAAGUUAGGGAGCUCAGCAAAGCGAUUCUAAAAUCCACUGAAAAACCGUUUAAGUUCGUGAAACGCGAAGAAGAAAAGAAACAGCUGCGGCGAACAAAAUCCCUUAGUAAUAUAGCUGAUCUAGAGAACAAAAUGGAAGAAAAGAAGAAAUUUAAAGCGAAUCCUUUUCCUGAUCACUUGUUCGAUUUGACUUUGGCUGACAAGGUGGCUGAGAAGGAAGAAUAUAGAACGAUUAAAAUGCGAAUGCGCGCGCAAGAAAUGCUUGCCGUGUCCCGCUUACCUCCUAAUAUGGAAGCGCGGGGUGAAGAAUACACUUUGGGUCAUUUUCGCAGCAAAUUGAAUAAAGAAGGCAACAAGAACGCCUUCAUGACAAAAGAACAUAAGUUUAGACCCCAGAUAAAUCCUGAUAUACCGGAUUUUGACGAUCUGCACAGACAGUUUGAAAAGGAGAUGAGGGACAAGAAAAGAGAACGGGAACCUACUGUGUCCGAACCAUUCAACCUAAGAACGGCGCAUGUGUCCACUGCUCGGAAAUCCAGGUGCUCGCGGUCUCAGGAGAUACCCAUCAGUGGUCGAUUGUCCAGGGAUCGAUCGGUCAGCCGGGAACGACCUUCGAGUGCCAGGCCUCACACUCCUCACGAUACGCUUCCAUUUGGGUAGGUAUAUAGGCGAGUCUUUGUUGACAUUAUUGUUUAACCUGGAGCCCAUUACCCAGAGAGAGCAACUUCCAUGUACUUGUGUCACGACGCUUUUACCGACCCGGUUAUUUUUAGAACGAUUUGACGCGAAUUUAAAAUAUCUUCUUACAGUCAAACCUCCACUAACGACCACCUUUUCACAACUGCUACUUUUUUGGUGGACAGUCCAUACAUUGACCCUUGUUUAAACCUCUCUACAACGGUCAGCUCUCCACAAGGGCCACUUUCUUCCCGGCGUGCCCAAUCGAUGAAAUUGAAAACUAGAUAAAAUCGAUUGUAAUCUAUCUUAAUCGAUAGUAAUUAAUCGAUUAAUAUCGGAAAUCGAUGAAAACUGCAGAUCGAAAGAGUUGUGAGUAUCGAUUUGGCGAAACUAAUGAGAGGUCGAUUUGGAGCAAGUCUGGCUAAAUUGAGUUGAAGCAGAUGCUUCUUAGUUUGGCCUCGCGAGAAAUUAGAGACCUUUAGAUUCUAAGACAAGGACGACUAUACUAUGAGGACGAGAUUUUCUUAAUACCGGGCAUUGCGCGCGCGUGCGUGAAUCAGCGUCAUUUUGGCGGGAAAACGUGACAGCCGGCGUCAUUCUAAGACGAGUUUUAGCGAGAAUAGGGACCUUACUAUGCGACAACGGCGACGUCCAUAAAAACGUCGCUGAAAAAUAGACUUGGCAUCCUUCCACUUUUUUUCUCGAUUAUUCUAAGGGGCUCAGUUACUGAACAGAAGGGAAUUGGGUUGGAGCUGAAGAGAAGGGACCACGCCCCAGUUCUCACAGGCAUAGUAGAAUUUAUCGCCUUGCCGUUUCCGUUCCCAGGUGAACUUGAAAUUUGGUCAAUUCACGUCCUAGUUAUGUAGGGACGGCAAAGAAAUGUACAAAAAAAGCGUGAUGCACGUGCAGAGUUGUUGUUUUGCUUAUGAAACCCACUGCUUUUUUGAAGAUCCUGUUGCUGUCGCCGUCGUAGUUUCGUAAGGUCCCUAAUGUCGUAGUGGCGAAAAUGAGUUAUCAAAUGUUAGAAGUUUUAUCAUUUUGCGAUGGGGAGAGGGCUUUAAGCAAAGGAAGGGAAAAAAAAGGACAGUGAAGCUUUCGGGGAAAUCUAAUUUUUGAGAAUACGCGAAAAAGCUUUAAAUCAAAUCUCUUACUCGUAGUCGUUUUUGUCCUCAAAUCUAAAUGUUUCUACUGUGUUCAACAUGCAAACUUUGAAUUAGAAACAUUUAUUUCUUCUCUCUCAUCACCUCUAACCAGAGGAGCACUCGCAUUACCUACAGCGGUGUCACGUGCGUGCCUCUAUGGGUGAAAGGGGUGUGAGCCGGGUCUUUCAUCCCGAUGGAAGUCUUCAUUUUUUUCCCUAACAUCUCCUCCCAUUUCUGGCGAGCGGAGCGUGCUGCGAGAGAACGCGUGCAGCUCUCGCGUGACUUCUCGCGACUCCCUCCGUUCGCGGGCUGUGUAAAAGUAACAGUUACUAUUGUUCUCUUUCAGCACCACGGAGUCUACGCGUCUGCGCGAGAACACGGUUCGUAAGAGCCUUGAACAGCGGAGAGCCAGUGAACAGGAUGAGAUUAAACAAGAACAACGUAGGAGACGGAGACAGAAGAUGUUAAAACCAGAAGUGACGAGAAAAGUUUUGGCGAAUGAUAAUAGCGGGCAGCUGAAAAAAGCCGCAAAGGAAAAAGUUCAAAGUUUCAGGUCAGAACCAUGGUCAUGUUGAACUUUUCCUGGGACGAUGUUUCUGGUGUCAUGCUCUGAUUGUCUUAAUGUUGACAGAUUCGAAGCAUUGAGAGAUAGGAUUCUUAUCGCUGUGUUAUUAUGCAGUCAAAGCUCUCCCUAAGUACAAUCACAUAAGCAGACAGUUCUACUUAGGGCCGCCUUGGCAAAUCCCCCUUUUAGCUUUCCGCUACCAAAUCGUUUCCGUAAGCGGCCGACUCCAAUCUUUCAUAUCUUUUGACUCUUUUAAGUCUUAAAGCCCAGUUCUUUCUAGCCUGCGAGUAAGCUCUGCUGUUCUGUCGAGAACAAAUCACACAAUCCGUCUUUCUGGGGUAAGGUCUUUUAACUUGUAACGUACUAAAAAGAUGCCCUUUUAUAAAGCCUUGCAGCUAGUCUAGUUUGUUUGCUUUUUUAUCUCAAGUAAUGAAAAGCGGGAAGUACAUUCGAGCACUUGGUCGUUGAAGUAUUUGCCGGCAAACUGCAAAUAUGGCUUUAUGAUAGAAAAUGUAUCGGAGAACGAUGAAACAGUAACGUGCUUUUUUUCUGAACAUUCACACAAAGCGACAAACAAUAAGGGUAAUAAACAUGGAAAUAGUCACGUGGCCGUCACUGGAACAUGAUGUUGGAACUCUUUAACCACUGUGAGAGUGGCCGUAUUUAUAACGAGAGGACUUCUUUAAAAACGCCUGAAGUCGUCUAGUAUACGUGUGCCUGAUCGGCGCUCUUAAUAAAUGUCUUAGACGUCCUCAGACGUUAAAGCCUUUUUUUUCUUGUCGGCCAAUCCUUCAAUGAUCGUUCAAUGCGUCUAGACGUCUUAGACGUCCCUUGUCACUGUGCAAAUUAUGGCCGAACUGACCUGAUAUUCGUAUCCGUUUCUUUUAGAGAAAGUGAUCGAGCGCGUAGAGAGGAAUACCAACGUGAACUUCAAGAGAUGCAGGAGCGUGUAAACAAACGACCGCUGCUCUUUGAACAACAAUCCCAGGCUACUGCGAGACGUGCUGCAGAGCGCAAGUAUGCGGAUAUUCUGCGAAGCGCAGGCGUGGACGAGGCGCUUGUUCAAAACCUGGUUACCAAGGAAGGCGGAAUUGUGGAUGCCGAGUCAGAGGAUGAGCUUCAAGAGACUGGAUCCCAGUUGAAUUACAGCGGGUCCAGGCGCUCUUCGGGUGCUGACUACAGAUUUGGUAGUCAGGCUUCUAAUGCUGAAAAGCUGGAGGACACUGAAAGCGAUGUCGAAGAGGAGAUUGAAGAAGAAGAUGAUGAGAUAUGA
Molecule: messenger RNA, 5824 nt
Organism: Porites evermanni
Lineage: Eukaryota; Metazoa; Cnidaria; Anthozoa; Scleractinia; Poritidae
Source: the annotation of a GenBank genome assembly